AUGGCCAGCGCCAUGGGCGACACGCAAAGUCUGCACACGAACGCGCUCGACGAGACGCUGGGGCUCCCGACAGAGUUUUCGGCCCGCAUGGCGCGCAAUACGCAGCUGAUUUUGCAAGAAGAAACGGGCAUUCCCAAGGUGGUGGUGGCGGAUCCGUGGGGCGGGUCGUACUUGAUGGAAAACUUGACGCAGGAACUGGUCGACUCGGCCAUGGAAAUUAUCCGCGAGGUAGAUGUCUAUAUCUGUAGAUAUAUAUAUACCUCAAUUGAAGAGAGCGCGACCAAGAAGCAGGCGCGUAUCGACAGUCGCGAGGAAGUGAUCGUGGGCGUCAACAAGUACCGCCUCCAAAAUGAAGACCGCGUCGACGUGCUCUCGAUCGACAACACCAAAGUCCGCGAGCAGCAGAUCAAUCGCAUCAACACCAAUGCGCAUGCCUGA
Messenger RNA from Aphanomyces astaci, 438 nucleotides. RefSeq lists its product as hypothetical. Bases 1 to 438 code for a protein of 145 amino acids. The record is from RefSeq and is a predicted model, not a curated record. Gene Ontology annotation, cellular component: mitochondrion. Gene Ontology annotation, molecular function: methylmalonyl-CoA mutase activity; cobalamin binding. Lineage: Eukaryota; Oomycota; Saprolegniomycetes; Saprolegniales; Verrucalvaceae. The transcript has 4 exons.